GUUUUCCUUUCUCCGGCAUCUGAACUCUAUAAGAUCUCAAAGCCCAGAAACUCAUGUUGAAAGAUCGGGACGUCUGGCUGGGUGUCUUCUUUAGAAACAAAAAAAAUCUUAGCGCUUGACAAAAGCCGCCAUCAUGAUUAAAUGCGACAGUAGAAAGCUGAUCCCUAAUCUUCUGGAAAUUGAUAAAAACCUGGGAAGCGAAGAUUUGGAGGCUAUUAAGUUUUUCUGCCGUGAUUUCAUCCCCUGGAAGAAGUUGGAAACUGUGCAGUCGGCACACAAUCUUUUCCAUUAUCUCAUGAACGAAGACAUACUAAAUGAGGAGGACAACUUUAUAGUAGCAGAACUUCUUUACAGAAUUAAGAACAUCAGCCUGCUGGCGAAGCUUGACUAUACCAAAGAUGCAGUGGAAAAAGAUCUGCAUCGGAGAGGGAGGGUAUCUGCAUAUCGGCAGAUGCUGUAUGAUUUGUCAGAAGGGUUCACUAAGGAAAAUGUGAAGACUGCUGUGUUCUUUCUGAUGAACCAUAUCCCAAAGAAGCAAUCCACUGAUUCUGCUCUAGAACUGUUGAUUUGCCUGGAGAAGCAAUGCCUUAUAUCGGAGACCAAUAUCUCUCUGCUGGAAGAAACCUGUCAGAAGAUAUCGCCCGAACUCCUGAAAAUACUGGCAGCAUAUAAAGAAAGACAAGAGCCUAAAGAACAAAGCAUGGAAUCUCUGCCCUCUCCUGGUGCUGGUGGAUUUUAUUUACUCAAGGGACUCUCUGUCAAUGACCCACCAAGAAAUCAUUAUCCCCGCAUCGAAGAAUCUGGGAGCAUGAGGGAGUAUGCUGGAAGUCUGUACUCCUUUGGUGCAAGUCAAGAUUUAAAAGCUGGAAAUGUACAAGAGCUGAGUUUGCAACAGCCUGCAGGACAGGAUCAGCUGAAACUAGCAGAGGAGUCUGCUCUCUAUAAAAUGAACAGGCCUCGCAGAGGAUAUUGCCUUAUUUUUAAUAACGUCUAUUUCAAGGGACAUUUGAAACCCAGAGCAGGAUCUCAAAAAGAUGCCAUGGAAUUGGAAAGUGUGUUCAAAUGGCUUGGGUUUGAAGUGAAAAAAUAUGAUGACAAGACAUCAGACGAACUUCUCCGACUUCUAAACGACUGGCAGUCUUCUGAAUACUGGAAAGACAGUGAUUGUCUUGUGUGCUGCAUUCUGUCUCACGGCGAAUCUGGGAAAAUUUAUGCGACAGACGGCUGUCUCAUCUCCAUCAAUAAAAUCACAUCUUUCUUCACAGCCAAACAAUGUCCUUUACUGGCUAAGAAGCCCAAACUGUUUUUCAUCCAGGCUUGUCAAGGUAGCAAGCCGCACCAACCUGUUUACCUUGAAGCAGACAAUCACGAGUCGGGCUCCCCUGGAGCAGAUGCCCAAACUUCAGGAUUUAUUCCGACACAACAGCAGAUGACCUCAAGCAUCCCCGAAGAGGCAGACUUCCUCCUUGGCAUGGCCACAGUGGAUGGUUAUUUUUCUUACCGUGAUGUGCAGCGUGGCACAUGGUUCAUUCAGGUCCUCUGUGAGAAGCUGCGGGACCUGGUUCCAAGGCGUGAAGAUAUCUUGUCGAUUCUUACGGCAGUCAAUGAUGACGUGAGCAAACGUUCAGACAAAAAUGGACUAAAGAAGCAGAUGCCACAGCCAGCUUACACUCUCAGGAAGAAAUUAAUAUUCCCAGUGCCUAGUGAUCCUGCUCCUGUGUCAAAACAGCUGUAGGGUUUUUGCUGUGGGUCGCUGACUGCUUGACAAGUGCUCUUGGUUUUUGAAAGAGUAAAGAAAGCACGCUCCUGCUUUUCAAAUAAUCUUCCCCAUGCUUUGAGCAUCCCAAAGAAUUCAGCUGACGCCUGGAAUGUACAUAGGAAUAGUGAACAAGAAGUCAUCUCAUGUUCUCUUCAAUGGAAGUGCAGAUUGUACUUCAGCUGCCCAUGUACCAUAUUCACGCAUUUCUAGAUAAGUGUGUGCAAAUGGCAUAGUCAUCAUGUAUACAUGCUCCCGCCCUCAAAGAACCGUGCAGGUUUCGGCAACUCUGAACUAAAGAGAUCUUUGUCUGCUUCUACAACUGCCGCCACAGAAGGAUCCUCUUGGCUGGUGUGGGUCAAUCCUGCCUUAAUGCCUGAUAAAAUAGUUAGCUUUUUCUUAUGAGUAACAGGAAAA
Messenger RNA from Podarcis raffonei (Aeolian wall lizard), 2173 nucleotides. RefSeq names its product caspase 10 (gene CASP10). NCBI's taxonomy places the organism in Eukaryota, Metazoa, Chordata, Lepidosauria, Squamata, Lacertidae. Bases 134 to 1735 code for a protein of 533 amino acids. The record is from RefSeq and is a predicted model, not a curated record. Gene Ontology annotation, biological process: negative regulation of extrinsic apoptotic signaling pathway via death domain receptors; proteolysis. The transcript is spliced from 11 exons. Gene Ontology annotation, molecular function: protein binding; cysteine-type endopeptidase activity.